UGAAGAUCAAAUGCUGGAAUCUGCUGUAGCCUCAAGCUCUCAUCAGCAACAGCAAAUGUCUCUGGAAGGACCUUUGGUUCCAGAUUUUCUGAGUGCGACCAAUCCAUGCUCCACACCACCUGAUGAUUCCUUUUCUGUUUCCUCUGUUCCUUUGUCAUCCUUUCCUAAUGCCUCCCCUGUUUCAAUAGCUACUUCCUCUCCAAACAACUUCUCUUCUCCUGUAAUCUCCUCUUCAGCGCUUCAACCACCUGCCCGCCCCUACAGUCCUAUUUCUCCUCCACCACCAUUCCUUUACAGCUCUGUCUCUCCCUCCGUUCCUUUACCAUGCCCCAUCCCUCGCACACCUGCCGAGUCUUCUAGACCUAUAACUCCUCCUUCCAGUGAGUCUGAACCCCCUCCUGUGUAUGAACCCAUCUCUCCAAUACCUGCAUCUGCCCACCAGGACUCGCCCAUUAUUGGUCUUUUUUGUUCCUCUACCCCUCUUGCUGCUGUCAAGUCAAACUAUCACAUGGAGAGUAAAGAAGCGUUAGAUGUGUCCAUGCUUAAAGAAGAGAGGAAGACAGUAGACACUGUACCACCACCACACACAUUCAGUCUGCCUAGGCUACCCCCAGUAAUGGGACAAAGCCAUGCUUGUGUGUUUCUUAACGUGAGAGGAAUUUUGAACACGGAGCCAAUUAUAGGUCUGUCCAAUAUAGUGGAGUGCAGAAGAAUAUCACAGCGCACUUUUUUUCUGUGUCUGAACUGUGCUGAAACUAUAAGCAGAGAGGGUAUCUGUGACCAUAUGACUAGUGAGCAGCACCUGUAUUUGUCUGUUAGACAUCAGUAUCCUAAGAUAUUCCAGGACUGGAAGGUACAGACCGAUAAAAAGACUAUUCGUGAUGUGGCUUGGGAAGUGGCCUCACGGGAGAAGUUGUUAGAUGCUAGGGUCAUCAAGCUUGAUCAAAUGCAGUAUCAGUCUCUGCGUUCUGCAAACUUUCAGGAUGCAAUUGAAAUACUACAGAGAAUGUAUGGACCAGAGCAGAAUGAAAACUCUCCAUCAACACACAUCACAGACCAUGAUCCGACAAACAGGGAUGUUGAUGGUUUGCAGGGUGAUCAGAGCAGGACUGUCAUCAACAGCCCCACUAGGGAACAGCUGCAGCAGAGUCUAAGAUCUCCAAAAGCUUUUCCAGAGAGCAGUGUGCAGACAAAACACUCCCAGCAUGAGUCUACAUUACAAAUGGGUCUGACAGCAAAAUCUGACUGCAAAAAUGCUGGGCGUCAGUCUUCUGAGCCACACAUUGAAAGAACACGGGAAAGUCCUCUCAUAACUGAGCAGCCAGGUUUACAACAAGGGGCACCUGCACACUCUUUGUCCAAUACAAUCACAAUCAAACAAGAGAAACCUGAUAAUUAUGAGGUGGUGGUGCUCACUCCUACUGUAGAAACACCAAGUCCCAUAGGAGCUGCAGGGAAUUCUUCAAAACACACAACUGACCUGAUGGAAUUUGUAAACAUCAGAACAGAUGCAGCAGAUGCAGUGGUUGGUCUGAGCUCAGUAAUUGAGUGCAGAAGUGAAGGUCAAGUUCCAUUGUACUUAUGUGUCUCCUGCUCCAGCAAACUCAACCAUGACCUCAUCAUCAGCCACCUGCUGAAGUGUGGCCACCGUUAUAGUUACCUGAAAGCUCGGUACCCCUCAAUGAUCGAGGAUUGGUCUGAUUCUGAUAGUAGAUCUCAGAGGUCCACUAAACUCAUGUGGCUUGCUCACAAAGUAAAGACUUCAUCCUGUGAUGAGCCUGGUCAGUUACAGAAAAUGAAUUUGAAUUGUGUGGACUUCAAGACAAUAAAAAGCUUGCCCUUUGAAAAAGCCAUCAUGCAAUUACAGAAGAUUAGAAUGCUGCAGAAACUAAGUCCUCUACAAACAAACAUUGUACCAAAGAUCACACCAGUUUUGGUAAAACAGGAGAGGAUGGAGAUGGAGGUGACAGCUCAAGACUUACCACACCUGGUUGAUUCAUCUGAAUGCAAUUCAAAGAAGCCAAAGAAAGCUGCUAAGCGUAGGGUUGUUGAACAAGAUUCAUCUCAUCAGUCAUCCAUGAACAAAUCCCUCAGUCAUCUAAAAGAUUUAAAACAGAAUAACCCUAAUCUUUUUGAGUAUCCAGUUAAACGAAAGAAGAGCUCUGAAGAUCCAUCCACACCAUCCACACUUCCUGAGACCUCCCCAAGUUCUUUAGGAGGUCUAGCCCCUGAUUUUCAAACUUAUUUGCAAAAGCCAGAAAAAUCUGCUAAAUGCAGUGAAGUUCAUCAAGGUUUAUCUCAUCAAGCAUCUAGAGAAAAAUCCUCUGAUAAUCCCUCCUGUCACCUGAAACACUCCUCCUCAAUAGACAAUAGUCUGGAUCUCUCUAAAUCCCCAAGGGAGAAGAUCUUCAAUAGAUCUUCUGACCAUUUUUCACAACUACAUAAGGAGCCUUUCAUGACACCAGUUCAUUCCGAUAGAUCACUGCCAUCCUGUGGUACAUCUACAGUUCCAGAGAUUUCCCCGACCACCUCAGGUGGUUCUCAGAAUCAUACAAAGGCACAAAAGGAUUGUUCUGAAAAUGGUGAGGUGCAAAACUCACCCACCCUCUUAACUCAGGAUAAAAAGCUAAGCUGUGAAACUGGUACAAUUCAGGUUCUCCCAUCCAUGGAAGGAAAGAAAAUUGCUCGACUGUCUGAGAAAAGGCCACUAGUUAAAAUGAGAUCAAGUGAGAACUGGAAUUAUGAAAACCGACAGUUUAGCUUAGAACCACUUGAUAAAAUUCAUUCAACCCCAGUGGCUGAUGUCUCAAAUAUAGCAUUGGCUAAUAACAGGCAAUACAUGUCAGAUGCAACACAAAGCUAUAAUAAUGAGCUCAAUCCCCACUAUGAAUGGAAAAUUCCUGGUAAUGACUUAGACUCGGGUGUAGAAAAUGGUUGUGACUCAUCUUUACCAGUUAAAGAUGAUACUACCAACUUAACAUACCCCAUGUAUCUUUCUAUGGCCACUGGGAAUAGCACAGCAUCUGUCACCAGUCAUGUGAUACCUGAACAUGCUAUUCCUUAUCAAUAUUCUAUAUUUAAGCAGUCCGAUUACCCUCCAACUACUGGUGUUGCGGUACCAAGUUAUGCAGUAAAUAUAGAUGCCCCAGCUGCUCAGGGUGCAAUUUCUGCAGAUGGCAGCCACCUUCCUGUCACAGCUUAUGCAUCACAAACACUUUAUCAGUCUCAGCAUGUUUACCUUCCUGUUCCGUUAAUUCAGAACCCAGAAGCAUACCAUGGCUACUAUGCCUACUCUCCAUACAAUCAGACACUUCAGCUGAAUCAAACAGCAUCGAGCAUCAGUGGGAGUGACACCUCUUGUACUUCUACGUUUGGACAUGGUGAUGGACUUUACCCAUUGUUAAGAUGGCCACUAAAUCGUGACGAGUGAUUAGCUGUUAGAAAUGAGAAAUGUUCUAACAAAGAGGAAGAAAUGAAGAAGAAACUGACUUAUAAACCAGUUUAAAAGCAAUAAGCCAGCCAGUUACGCUUUUAUUUAGUCUUAAAGAUGACAUAUUUGUUAAUUGUUCAUGUUUGCAUAAGGUUUACAGUUCUUUUUUUUGAUAAGAUACGUCAGAUACAGCAGUUCAAAGGCGAGAAGACCUUUAUCUUUUGUUUUAAAAAAUAAGACAAUCAGGUUAGAUUCUUUUAACUUGUUUUACCAACAGUAUUAUUAAUGUAAAUAUUUCAUGAAAGAAUGUAUGAUUCCUGAUCUACAGUUUGAGAUUUAUUUUUCUAUUUUCUUUGUGUGUGUUAUUUUU
Molecule: messenger RNA, 3800 nt
Organism: Trichomycterus rosablanca
Lineage: Eukaryota; Metazoa; Chordata; Actinopteri; Siluriformes; Trichomycteridae
Exons: 21
Coding region: 11-3430 (1139 amino acids)
Source: RefSeq, a predicted model, not a curated record